UUGUUGUUCUUGUUUUACUGAAUUGCCGAAUGUUGUAUUGUGCAUUCAAAUUCAAUGCCGUUCAUUCGAUCAAAUUGUACGAAUUGGGCGAUAGUGCUGCACCGUUAUUUGGUACCGCUCUCUCUUUCUCCGUUCACAUACACAGGAUCGGACGGGAUGGCGUUCUUCAAAGAUAGCGCGCGUCAUAUUGAUAGAUAGAGAAAGAGAGAACGAAACUCAAAUGCAAGUGUAUGUCGUCCGUUCACAGUCCAAAAGCAAAAGCAAAAGCAAAAGUGAAAGAAAACAAGAAAGAAAGAAAGAAAGAAAGAAAGAGAGACAGAAGAAAAAAGAAGCAAACGAAUUAUUCCGUGUCUGUGGACAGAAUGAAAUAAACGAUUUUUUCCCCGUAUACCGAAAAAAUAACAAAAUUCUUAUCAUCAAAUUUGUCAGUCUUUUGUUGAGUGCUCGUUUGUAUGCUGUUAGCGAAGAAUUUUCGGCUUAUUAUUAAAUAUAAUUGCAGCUCGUCGCAUUACAAUUUUUUUUCUUUCAUUUUUGCUUGCCGCAAUUUUUCAUCGAUCCGUAAUCUAUUUAGAUAAAACAUUUCUGUUGUUGUUGUUGUUGUUGUUGUUGGUAUUGUGGUUGUCUUAAGGUUUGGCGCACGCUGAAUUGUUUGGUUUCAUUUGCAUUGAAUGUAUACUUCAAACGGCCAAAGAACACCCGAACAACAAAUGAAGCAUUAUAAGAUGGGCAGAGUUUUGAAAUCGAACAGCAUAGCAAAAAAUAAAAAAAAUACCGAAAUCGAUGAAAAAACACGUGAAAAUAAUGAGCCGACAUGGAAAACUAGAAUCCAUCGUGUGGCCAUUGAAUUUGCCAGUACGUUCAUUGGUCAAGCGAUGAUGAUGCAAUCCGACAAAUUGCUGUGGACUCUGGAAAAAACAGCGACAUGGAUUUCCAACGGCAAAACUGCAGAUGGAAAGAGAGCAAAAGCGCCAGCUAGCUUGGUUAGACCACUUAAUUGGUUCUUCUUUUUGCCAACUUUGGUUGCAUUACGUUUCAUUCGUGUUAUGCUAUCGUUGGUGUCGAUUUGCCUAGGAUUUGAUGAAAUUGAGGCAUCAACAAUGGUAACAUUUUUGCAUGAAUCGCGUCGCAACAUACGACAAGUAUUGCUGGAAGCAAAGCGAAACAAACACCGGAGCUCGGCUAUCGACUAUGCCAAACAGUCUGCCUUAUCAUUUCUAUCUAAUCUGAGCAAUUGUAUUUCCCACAUGCCACCCGAUGCAACAGACAAAGUACACAGCAAUAAGACUUCGUUGAAUGCAUCGGUGACGUUUGCAACUGAAAAAGAUGACCGAAUUACUACGAAUAGUGAAGAUAGCGAUUUGGAAGAUCAAUUAUACGAAGAUUUCCUCAAACGCCCCAUUGAAACGUCUGACACAGAUGAUGAAGAUUUCGUGUUUGAGCUAAACGGCGACGAUAUUUCUGAUACGGACAGCCAAAGUAGCGUCGCCACAGAAGAUCUGUCUGAUGACGAUGCCACUGAUGAGGAAGACACAAGUGAAGUUAUAACGAGCGUACCGAAACAUACAAAUGGAAACGCAGCCGAUAAUGACAGUAAUUAUUCAGCUGCUACAGGUACCAUUGCCCAUCAAUCCGAAGAAGCCAAUUUAGAUUCAUAUGAUGCUCAAUCGUCAACGAUGGGAAAUGAUGUCGAUGCUAUCUUAAACAGAUUGAUUGAGGAUGCCGCCACAGCUACAGAAGCCAAAGGCGUUCCAUCACAUAAUCGCGGUAAAAAUAUCAAUCGUCAUCAUAAAAACGGCCGCAACCACGCAAAAACACAAAAUAAUGGCAAACAUUUUAAUGGAGCUCACGCUCAGGCCAAAAGCAAAAAUGUUAAACAUCAUCAAGUCGAGUCUACGACCGAUUUUAUUGCCGAAGCUGCUGCAGCUGACCGUACUUAGAUCCAUUCACCUCAAACAAUUUUCAAAUGUUGUACCCAAAUUGCGCUGAGAAUGAUUUAUAUUUUUGAUUAUGUGUUGUUUUUUUUUUAAUGUUUUUUUUGCCAUUUUUCUUUCGAACACUCAUUAUUCAGUGGAAUUUUAUUCGAUAACAAACAAGAAAUCCAUUUGAGUCACUUUUCCUGCGAAAACUGUGAGAAACAAAUGGUGAGAUGAAGAAAAAAAAAAGUGGUGUCGUAAAUUUUGCAAUGACAAAAAAGAUUUGUACAGAGAAAUACGCAUUCCGCAAGCAGAAUUAUAAAAACAGCCAAUUGCAAAGCAAAAUUUAAAUAGAACAUAGCCACAGAAAAAAAGUUAAACAUUCUUACAAUCACGAAUACACAUUUGACACAUUCAUAUACAUUUAUAUACGGGUUCAGCCGGCAUAUACAAAUAUACAUUUAGAAUUGCAUCAAAUUUAUAUAUAAAUAUUAUACAUAUUCCGUGAACAUGAUAGAAAAAAUUAAAAAUUAUAGCAACUUCAACAGAUUUUUGUACGCCUUUGUCAUACCUACCGCUGUAAUUUAAAAUUCAAAUUGAAUAAUUGUUACGAAACUGAAAACGCACAUACGCGCCUACAUUUAAUAAACGAUUACAUACUACAUUUAUCGAGUGUGUGCUGAGCGCUCAUAAAA
Sitodiplosis mosellana (orange wheat blossom midge) is the source of this 2608-nucleotide messenger RNA. RefSeq names its product dentin sialophosphoprotein-like. NCBI's taxonomy places the organism in Eukaryota, Metazoa, Arthropoda, Insecta, Diptera, Cecidomyiidae. The record is from RefSeq and is a predicted model, not a curated record. The coding region runs from base 669 to 1937 and encodes 422 amino acids. The transcript has 6 exons.